GCGUACAAACGGCGUCUCCACAAAUGGAGUGAUUACUGCUAUCCCAUUAAUACAAACGUCAUAGCAACAAAUAUCUCACCAUCUGGUUACAGAUGUGGGCUUCUUCCAGUUCUUGCAGGUUUCGUCUUUUAAGCUGUUUCCGUACCUAUCUAGCAACUAGCCAUACCGGUGGUAGAGUGUCUUCUGUGUUCUUAAUCCCUGGGUCUCCUGCCUGUAAUUCUAUAGACAAGGCAAAGAAUACGAGCUCUUCUUUCUCUUGUUCUGCGCAUUCCACUAGAAGUGGAAGAGGCUUGGAGAUGAAAAACGAUAGAGAAAGAUCAAGAGGCCGAGGUGGUGGAGGCGGCAAAGAUAAGAUUGAUGCUCUCGGCAGACUCUUGACACGUGUUUUGCGUCAUAUGGCUUCUGAGUUAAGCUUGAAUAUGCGGAGUGAUGGAUAUGUGAAAGUUCAAGAUUUACUAAAGUUGAAUAUGAAAACAUUUGCCGAUAUUCCAUUAAGAGCACAUACAGUUGAUGACAUUAAGGAAGCUGUCAGAAAGGAUAACAAGCAGCGGUUCAGCCUUUUAGAGGAAAAUGGGGAGCUUUUGAUACGUGCAAACCAAGGCCACACAAUAAAAGCAGUUGAAUCUGAGAGUUUGCUAAAGCCAAUCCUUUCAGCUGAUGAAGUUCCUGUGUGUGUACAUGGAACCUACAAGAAGAAUGUGGAAUCCAUAUUGAAUUCUGGCUUAAAGCGCAUGCAAAGAUUGCAUGUUCACUUCUCAUGCGGCUUGCCAACUGAUGGUGAAGUGAUUAGUGGUAUGAGGAGGGACGUUAAUGUUUUGGUAUAUCUUAACGUCAAAAAGGCUCUAGAAGAGGGAAUGAAGCUUUACAUAUCAGACAAUAGGGUGAUACUGACUGAAGGUUUCGAUGGUGUGGUGCCUGUAAAAUACUUUGAGAAGAUUGAAUCAUGGCCAGAGAGAAGACCUAUUCCUUUUCAAACAGGAAGUGAGUGAGAUUGAAUAGCCAUCUUUCUUGACCCAGGAGAGGUCUGUUUAAAACUGGUUAUUUGGUUUUGUAAUUUUUGUAUCAUGACAUGCUAACUUGGUGCGUGUGCAAUUAGCAUGAAUGAGAGGCUCGUCAAGAUGAACUAGUUAUUUCAUAAUUGCGAAUAAUGUCCAAUUAAUACAUAAAAAUAUGCCAUCUGAUACAUAUUCCUCGUCAA
This is a messenger RNA of Jatropha curcas, 1198 nucleotides long. RefSeq names its product RNA 2'-phosphotransferase, Tpt1 / KptA family. Gene Ontology annotation, biological process: tRNA splicing, via endonucleolytic cleavage and ligation. Gene Ontology annotation, molecular function: tRNA 2'-phosphotransferase activity. The record is from RefSeq and is a predicted model, not a curated record. NCBI's taxonomy places the organism in Eukaryota, Viridiplantae, Streptophyta, Magnoliopsida, Malpighiales, Euphorbiaceae.